UUCAAGUCUGACCAGUCGCUCUUAUACAGAAUAGCCUAGCCUAGCUGUAUGAUGGUCUGUGACCAGUACAGAAAAGAAAGUGGCUAUUGAUGCAUCUUUCAGUGACUCACACCAUACAAAUCAUGGCCUUUCUUUGUGGAUUUUGUAGCUAUUGCAGAUGAACGUGGUUCUUACUACUUCAAUGGGGACUUCAGAGUAGACAGCCCCAAAAACUUCAAUAUUGCAGGGACCAUCUUCAAAUACAGGAGACCAAUGGACAUUUAUGAGACUGGCAUAGAAUAUAUUGUUGCACAGGGGCCUACCAAUCAGGGUUUAAACAUCAUGGUUUGGAACCAAAAUGGUAAGAACCCAUCCAUAACAUAUGAAUAUACCCUUCAAACGAGGCCUCAUUUGAAAAACAUGCCAUCGAUUUACUUUGGCUUCUCUGAAUCGGGUAGUGAAGAAAAAAGGGAGCUUGAAGGAGAGCUCCUUUUGGGGCUUGCUCAGCACAAUGCCAGCCUGUUGGCCACACUCUCCCAAGAAAAGGACCACCUGGAGAACCUGCUCUUUGGCCAGCAAGAGGAAGGGGACAAUUUGGAACUGAGCAAGAUGCAGCAGACCAAUGAAGUCUACCACAGGACCCGCCUUGAGUAUGGCCCUGACCGGCAGAGCAAGCCCUCCGCAGAGUCAAAUGCAACUACAACCAAUUAUAAGGUGGAAGGAAAUGGAAGAGAACUGGUCUCCCUUCUCCAUUCUCCAGAAUUCCUUUCAGAAAAUGCAAUCAUCCAUAGCCCUGGGGAUAAGAUGUCAGAUUCGAAAGAAGCCAUCUGGAACAAGACCCUGAACAGUAUUUUUUCUCCAGUGAACCCCAUCAAUGCUCUGGGGCCUGAAAUAGACCAUCUUUAUGUUGAUUAUGAUGAUAGUGAUGACCUGCUGGCUUACGCUGCUAAUGGCACUUUUAUGGAGCUGACCCACGAGGAAGCCAUCAACACGUCUUCAGAGACUCAGGUUUCCAAUGCUACUAUUUCUGCUGCCAGUCCUCAAGGGAACAGAACCCAGAAAACAAGGAACCGGCUGAAGCUGUUCCGAAAGGGCCAAAGUAUGAGUCCAGCAGAUAUGUACCGGUGGAAACUCUCCUCCCACGAACCCUGCAGUUCUACCUGCACGACAGGAGUGAUGUCCACCUAUGCCAUGUGCAUCCGCUACGAUGGCAUUGAGGUGGAGGACACCUACUGCGAUGCAGCGACCCGACCGGAGCCCAUUCACGAGUUCUGUGCGGGGAGAGAAUGCCAACCCAGGUGGGAGGCGAGCAGCUGGAGUGAAUGCUCCAGGACCUGUGGAGAAGGCCACCAGUUCCGCAUUGUCCGUUGCUGGAAAAUGCUCUCGCCAGGGUUGGACAGCUCGGUCUACAGCGAUCUGUGUGAAUCUGCUGACAUCACCCGGCCGGAAGAGCGGAAAAUCUGCAAAAACCCAGCCUGUGGCCCACAGUGGGAAAUGUCUGAAUGGUCUGAGUGCACAGCCAGGUGUGGCGAGAGGAGUGUGGUGAGCCGAGACAUUCGCUGCUCUGAAGAGGAGAGGCUGUGCGAUGCCGGCACCAAACCGGUGGCAGACAAGAACUGCACCGGGGCCCCCUGUGACCGGCAAUGGACGGUCUCUGACUGGGGACCAUGCAGCGGGGGCUGCGGGCCAGGCCGAAUGAUCCGGCAUGUCUACUGCAAGGGCAGCGAUGGACGUGUGGUGCCGGAGUCCCAGUGCAACUUGGAGACCAAGCCGCUCGCAAUUCACCCCUGUGGGGAAAAGAACUGCCCCCCUGGCUGGCUGGCCCAGGACUGGGAAAGGUGCAACACUACCUGCGGCCGAGGGGUGAAGAAGCGGACGGUUCUCUGCUUGGAGAUUGCCGCUGGGAAGGUCAAAACUCGUCCCCCUGCUGAGUGUGAUGCUGCCAAGAAGGAGGCCGAGGAGGCCACCUGCUUUGAGCGUCCUUGCUUCAAGUGGUACACCACCCCUUGGUCUGAGUGCACAAAAACCUGCGGAAUUGGUGUGAGGAUGCGGGAUGUCAAGUGUUACCAAGGGAAGGAUCUGGUCCGAGGGUGCGACCCACUUACAAAACCAGUCGGGAAGCAGACCUGUGACCUUCAUCCGUGCCCAACGGAACCACCAGAUGACAGCUGCCAGGACCAGGUGGGGACCAACUGUGCCCUAGCGAUCAAGGUGAACCUCUGCAGCCACUGGUAUUACAGCAAGGCCUGCUGCAGAUCCUGCAGAGUACCCCGUUCCUAGUGGGAAGGAAAGGUGUGGGGCCUCCGACUGGCCUGGGUCCCACAC
Candoia aspera is the source of this 2304-nucleotide messenger RNA. RefSeq names its product ADAMTS like 2 (gene ADAMTSL2). Lineage: Eukaryota; Metazoa; Chordata; Lepidosauria; Squamata; Candoiidae. The record is from RefSeq and is a predicted model, not a curated record. Gene Ontology annotation, biological process: proteolysis; extracellular matrix organization. The transcript is spliced from 11 exons. Gene Ontology annotation, molecular function: metalloendopeptidase activity. The coding region runs from base 253 to 2259 and encodes 668 amino acids. Gene Ontology annotation, cellular component: extracellular matrix.